Molecule: messenger RNA, 2319 nt
Organism: Paramisgurnus dabryanus
Lineage: Eukaryota; Metazoa; Chordata; Actinopteri; Cypriniformes; Cobitidae
Gene: cdk5r2b
Product: cyclin dependent kinase 5, regulatory subunit 2b (p39)
Biological process (GO): axon guidance; brain development
Cellular component (GO): cytoplasm; growth cone; protein kinase 5 complex
Molecular function (GO): cyclin-dependent protein serine/threonine kinase activator activity; protein kinase binding
Source: RefSeq, a predicted model, not a curated record
AUAACGUGGGCAUACAGACAUUUAUUUCCAUUGGUGCUUUAGUCUGUCAGUCUUAUUGUGUAGCUCUGAGGUUGGUUAACUAAAGCAACAUGGGAUAAUCGGCUUUAACAGAGGCUAAUGUCAUGUUGCUUUGGCUCACCACAAACCCCCUUAGUUCAGGCAAAGCAAAGAAGUGAAGGGCUGCUCGGGAAUUUACUCUGAACCUUUUCAAUGGAAUGUUGGUCCGAUUGCGUACAUGGGUGUUUAUCAAAGCAAAUCCUGUGGAUCUGAUGGAUCUGGACUUGUGACCCGAUACGAUCGAACUCAACUGGGACAUUUCUAGACUGAAUGAAUAACAUUUCAGUGUGAGAAAUGGGGACUGUGCUUUCUAUAUCUCCUGUAUCAAAUAAGGUGACGAUUCUGGAUGAUGGAGGUUUAUCGGCGUGCGAAGCCAAUGGGAAAAUAGAGAAGAGUUUAAGGAAGCCGUCGAUGAUCGUGUCCACUCUUGCAUUUAAACGGUUUGUGACCGCAUCCGCUAAAACGAUAAGUGGCAAGAAAGUUAAUCCGAAUCUACCUGUUACCGGUGACAUUCAAGCGCUCGAGCGUUUGAACAACGAAAACUUAAAGAGAUCGACCAACACCGAUCUGAAAACUAAAAAUGGACCUAAUGGACUUAAAGAUCAUCUCGAUCAGGAACCGUUAUCUCCAAAGCCGAGGCAACUGGUGUCGGUUCAAAAACAGCCCAGUAGUCCGUCGCUCAUCUCUCCGAGGCGCGUGAUCGUCCAGGCCUCCACCGGCGAGCUGCUCCGAUGCCUUGGUGAGUUCACGUGCAAACGAUGCUUCAGACUGAAGGAACUCCGUCCAAACGAGGUCAUUGGCUGGUUCCGAAACGUAGACAGGACUCUGCUGUUGCAGGGCUGGCAAGAUCAAGGGUUCAUCACACCAGCCACUCUCGUGUUCGUUUAUCUGCUGUGUAGAGAAACUCUGACGGAUGAUAUUGACAAUCAACGUGAGCUCCAACGGACCUUUCUGACCUGCUUGUAUCUCGCAUAUUCCUACAUAGGAAGCGAGAUAUCUUAUCCUAUCAAGCCCUUCAUGGUAGAGACCGAUAUUGACGUGUUCUUUGAGCGAUCUUUGGAUGUCAUCAAUAAACUGAGUGGCAAAAUGUUGCAGAUUAAUGUCGAUGCGCAAUUUUUCACAGAGGUUUUUCAAGAUUUGAAAAACGAAGGGGAUUACAAGACAGAUGCAUGUGAAGUGGAGCGGUAGAGAGCAUGCGCAGUAAUCAAUGACACUGAUUUAUUGAAUUCGAUUGCGAUCAAUUUAUUUUGACUGGAACUUGCACAAAAAAAAAAAUGCUACGCUGUUUUUAACUCAUAUAGUUGUGAAAAUAUGGACAAUUCAAAUUGCUGGGUUCAAAUUCACUUAUGGAUUGUUUUAUACCAUGUAUAUGGGUCAAAUGUGGACAUUUUCAGGGUCAAUUUAAACCAAGCUUGGGUUAAAAGCCGUGUGCAAUGGAUGGGGAUUUAGUUUUUCAAUAUUUAUGUCACUGUUGUGGUGGUUGUUUAGACAGUACAAAUAUUACAUAACAUGGCUUGUGCCUGUGUAGGUGCAGUCAAAUGCAUCUCGUAAAGAUCAGUCGCAAAAGUCAAAAAGAGGGAAUGUACAAACACAAUUUUAUUUUACACUUGUCAGCUUCAUCUUUCACUGUUUACUUUCCCUAAAAUCAGAAAAAAAUAAUUUUAGAUCAAAAGAUAUAUAUUUUUGUUUUGUUUGUAAUAUGAUCAUGCGCAUUGUAGCGUGACCACAUUGUCGGUUACAAAUAUACCCAUGUAUUUCUUGUGGUAGCAACCCUUCAUUACCUUAUAAUGGACAAAAAUACACUUAUAAAACAGAUAUGAAUGGAACUAUCCAUGGUGCUGAUCUGUUUGUGUUGCUUUAUUGACAGAUGUCGAUCUUAAAGGGAUAGUCCACCCAAAAAAUGAUUUCUUUAUUUUCUUAUAUUCUUAUAUUUUAAGGAAUGUUUGUAACCAAAAUGUUUGUAAGCCCCAUUCACAUCCAUAGUAGGAAAAGAGAAUAAUAUAGAAGUAAAUGGGGCUUACAAACGGUUUGAUUCAAACAUUUCUCAAAAUAUCUUCCUUCCCGUUCUUCAGGGAAAAAAAGAAAUUUAUACAGGUUUGAAACAACAUGAGAUUAAGUAAAUGAUGACAGAAUUUUCAUUUUUUGGGGGGGGGCUAUCCCUUUAAUGUAAAACUUGAUAACGUUGUCUCUUCACUGAGAACUCUUAUGUGCCAAUUCAUGCAUUAUGUAAGGUUAUUUUGAGUCAUAAAGGUUUGAAAAAUA